AAAGGAAUUGGAUCUGACCCAGUCAGAAUGGAGAUGGUGAGAAUCAAGGCCCAUUCAUUCUCACUGCAGCCACAAAAAAGUCAGUAAAAUGACACGAGGAAUGCAGUUGGCCCAUACAAUAUUAAGAUGAAAGAAAGAUGAAGAGUGCAAUGUGCACGUCACACCCUCUGAGGCUGAGAUUGGCCCAUUGAUCAAAGACCAUGAGGAAAACAGCUCCAGCCAAAGGAGGACAUAGCAAGGCAAUCAAGUUUGUUUGGCAACUAAUUAGGACCUCCAUCACAAACAGCAUCGCAGAUCCUCCAGGCAGUCCUAGGAACUGUAUAAAAGUGCUCACAACUCAGGGCUCUUCUAAUCAUUUCUCCGGACUUCAUCUCCUCGGUAAGCUCGGUUUACCUCCAUCCCAGAAAGAUGAGUUUCUCCAGCCUGUGCUAUCCAGAAUGUGGAGUGGCCCGGCCCUGUCCGGUCACUGGUACCUGCAACGAGCCGUGCGUUAGGCAGUGCCAAGACUCUGAAGUGAUCAUCAGACCCUCACCAGUUGUCGUGACCAUACCAGGACCCAUUCUCAGCAAUUUCCCUCAGCACAGUGCAGUGGGAGCUGUAGGAGCACCUGUGGUCGGACCCGGUUACGGAGGCUCAUUCGGUUGGGGGGGCUAUGGAGGCCAUUACGGAGGAUUGUAUGGCUUAGGGGGAUACGGCGGUUACGGCGGCCAUUAUGGUUAUGGGGGAUUAUGUGGUUAUGGGGGACACUGCGGUUACCUAGGCGGUUAUGGUUAUGGGGGAUUAUGUGGUACUGGGGUAUCUUGCCAUAGGUACCUCAGUGGAAACUGUGGGCCAUGCUAAACCCAGCAGGAACAUCCAUGGAAGAAGGAAGAACCAGGAAAUGAACAGCCAGAUACGGAUUCACCCCUUUCCUUUUGGGCAUGGCUUUCGGAAGUGCUGGGCAAACAGGGCUCCAGCUGAACUCAGUGGGAGCUGUGUGUGCUCAGCACCUUGGGCUGACAGCCAUGCUGCCUUUCUAAUGUUACGCUUUAUGACUCUUUCUGCCAAGGCUUUCCCACCCGUGUGCUGAUUCUCGCUUUCACCUGUGGACUCAAUCUGAAUUAGACGCAGCCUGUUUACACUGACCCCGCUGUGUAAAGGAAACAGGGGCCUUAAGACAGAUAUCAGUUACAUUUGUUGUUAGUUAAGUCCCUUUAGAAGGGAAAAAGAGACCUUGGUGUCAAGGAGAAUUAGGCCCCACAUGUUCUAUCCUUUCCAUCAAUAUGUAUCUUUAGCAGCUCACUUUGACCUUUUCUGAGGCCGACAUAUAGGGAAAAGUUGCCUAAUUCUCUGCUUUUAUUUUGUUUUGUCUCAUUUCCCAACCACUGGGGUAAAACAAGGACCUUAAAAUGGUUGUAAAGGAGACUUGUUUGUCAACCUCUGCAGCUGCACCAAUGCAAGCAGAACAUCUUGUCUGAAAUACACCCACUGAGGCCUGCGAUCGGUCAUGGCCCUUCUUGAAACACUGGAAAUACAUUCUUUCUGCUCUGUAGUAUUACUUCUGUAACUGUGUACUGCCAAUUUCAUUUGCAUUAAAAACUCUGCUG
Messenger RNA from Mauremys mutica (yellowpond turtle), 1586 nucleotides. Its product is annotated as claw keratin-like. NCBI's taxonomy places the organism in Eukaryota, Metazoa, Chordata, Testudines, Geoemydidae. The record is from RefSeq and is a predicted model, not a curated record. Gene Ontology annotation, molecular function: structural constituent of cytoskeleton. The transcript has 2 exons. Gene Ontology annotation, cellular component: intermediate filament. The coding region runs from base 409 to 840 and encodes 143 amino acids.